Neomonachus schauinslandi (Hawaiian monk seal) is the source of this 2840-nucleotide messenger RNA. RefSeq names its product LIM and SH3 protein 1 (gene LASP1). Gene Ontology annotation, molecular function: actin filament binding. Bases 160 to 921 code for a protein of 253 amino acids. The record is from RefSeq and is a predicted model, not a curated record. NCBI's taxonomy places the organism in Eukaryota, Metazoa, Chordata, Mammalia, Carnivora, Phocidae. The transcript is spliced from 7 exons. Gene Ontology annotation, cellular component: focal adhesion.
UUAGGGGAAGGAGGGCGGAGGCGGAGGCCAGUUCCCUAGCUCCAGCCGCCGUCGCCGCUGCCUGUGUAGUUGCAGCCGCGGCCGCCUCCCGCCAGCUCGCUCCGGGGAAAGAGAACGCGCGCGAGCUCGGGCGUCCCCGCCCCAGCCCUUCCCGGAGCCAUGAAUCCCAACUGCGCCCGGUGCGGCAAGAUCGUGUACCCCACGGAGAAGGUGAACUGUCUGGAUAAGUUCUGGCACAAAGCAUGCUUCCACUGCGAGACCUGCAAGAUGACACUCAACAUGAAGAACUACAAGGGCUACGAGAAGACCCCCUACUGCAACGCACACUACCCCAAGCAGUCCUUCACCAUGGUGGCUGACACCCCGGAAAACCUCCGCCUCAAGCAACAGAGCGAGCUCCAGAGUCAGGUGCGCUACAAGGAGGAGUUUGAGAAGAACAAGGGCAAGGGCUUCAGCGUGGUGGCAGACACACCCGAACUCCAGAGAAUCAAGAAGACCCAGGACCAGAUCAGUAACAUAAAAUACCACGAGGAGUUUGAGAAGAGCCGCAUGGGCCCCAGCGGGGGCGAGGGCCUGGAGCCUGAACGCCGGGAUGCCCAGGAACGGCAGCAGCCGCCCCACCACAUCCCAGCCAGCGCCCCGGUUUACCAGCAGCCCCAGCCGCAGCAGGUGGCUCAGUCCUAUGGUGGUUACAAGGAGCCUGCGGCCUCGGUCUCCAUACCACGCAGUGCCCCAGGCGGGGGCGGGAAGCGGUACCGCGCCGUGUAUGACUACAGCGCCGCGGACGAGGACGAAGUCUCCUUCCAGGACGGGGACACCAUCGUCAACGUGCAGCAGAUCGACGACGGCUGGAUGUACGGGACGGUGGAGCGCACCGGCGACACGGGAAUGCUGCCGGCCAACUACGUGGAGGCCAUCUGAGCCCCCGGCCCCGCCCCGCCCCCGGCCGUCUCCAGUGCAUUCCACGCCAUCGCAUCUGUCCUGGGCGGACCUGUCCACCCUUCAGUGUCUCUGUUUUUUUAAAUCUGCGACAGCUUGUUUAUUCCCACCCCCCUCCAGCUUCUCUUGCCAACUGAAGCCUUGUUCUGCCACUUUCGCGGGCUCUUCCUCUGGCAGGUUUUCCCCUUGACCAACUUCUCGGUUUUCUCUCUGGACGGAACAGGUGUGGAGCUCUGGGGCGGGUAGCAGGGGCUGAGGCCCGGGGAGCUGGUCUGGGAUUGGAGACCCGUUGGCUCCCAGGCCUCUGCCUUCUCUCUUUCCUGCCCCCUCAGACCUUCCUGCCCUCCUCACACACCCCAACUUUCCAGGACUCCCAGGGGAGGGGCUCCAUGCAUUCCCAGAUGGGACCCCACCACCCUUGCCCCUGGGAGGGGCUUUGCCUCUGCUUCUCAAAGACAGGGCUGCCGGCCCUCCGAGGGGGCCCCUCACCACCCUCUCCCACUCUCAAGGACCACAGAGGAGGGUAGAGUUCCCGCGUUGGGGUUCAUUCGUCCCUCCCCACAUGUGUUCCUUCUCACACUGUGAUUUCGCUCUCCUGCCCACGCAGAGCCGUGUGGGCGAGGAGCUCCCCAGGAAGCACGGCUUGAGUCAAGUGCUCUCGCCUUUCUUACUUUUAGGGACAGCUGCAGGAAGGAGGGGAACGGGGUGUUCUCUCCCACAGCCCCUUUCCUUCCCCCUCUCCCCAGUCCCCAGGCGCCCCGGCUGUCUCCUGCACCGUGAGCCAGCCCCCCUGAGCUCUGGGUUAGGUGGGCCACCCCCCCUCCUCCCCAUGGGAAGAUGUCUCAGGCCUCUCUCGGCCACCCCUCCUCAGCCCAAAGCCAAGUGGACCGGAACUGUGCAAAGCCACAGGACCUCUCCGUCUCCAGGACUCCGCAUGCGGGGGAAGGAGCACGUCUGUAUCUGCCAGGCUAGUGGCAACGAGGCAGUCAGGGUCCAGGCCCGUGGGAGUCUCUGGGAGGGCCCCAGGGGAGAGAAGUCCCUCGUGGUUUGUUUGGUGUGAAAAUUACUCCUUUCCUUCGAUUGCCAAACAGCGGAAGCCCACCCACCCCCCUGCCGGUGUGCCGGGCAGAGGUAAAGGGGGGGUGGUUGUAGAGUUGGUGGGGCUGAUGUUGGGGCCCGCAGCUUGCUGGGGUGAGGGUGGGGGCAGGCUUCGUGGCUCUAGGCCUGUUCUUUCCCCCCAAAUCUGUGCCCUGGGCUGCAGAGGAGGGCACCAGACCACCUUGUGUCACCCACACUGGGGGUGCCUCGCCGGCCCCCGGCCUCCCCCUCGCUAACCUCAGGCCCCCUUGGAAGCAGAAGGAGAAGGUCCCAGGGCUUCAAAACUGGAAGCACAGACCCCGGGAUGAGGAAGGGAAAGAUGGUGCUAUCUCCAAGUCCCUUCUCUCGCUCGUUGGCAGCUGUGAUGACCCUUGCUUGGCUUUAUUCAUCUCUGGGCUCUCUCAGUACCCCUUUGGGCCUCCUCCUCCUCCUGUCUUCACCUCAGGCUCCCCAGUUGACAUCUUUGCCUCCUUGUCCCUUCAGGGGACGGGGGGGACCCUGCAGGCAAAUCUCAGCAAUCAGGUCCUCACUGCUUGGGGGUUAACGGAAUAUUUUCCCCAAAUCAGAAGGAUGAAGAAAUGACUGUUGGCGGGGGGUUGGGGGGGAAGCCCCUGGGAAGCCCCCUGCCUGACCCAUCUCUCUCCUCUGGCCCUGGCCGAAGUGAAGGCAGGUGGAGGGUCUUUAUUGUUGGACGAUUUGGGGGAUGAGGGAGGCAGAGAGGAAACAGUUUGGGGAGCUUUGGGGGAGGCACGAGUCCACACCUUUCAAACUCUUGAUCUCAAAGCACAACUUGGAUUUGGGGA